Messenger RNA from Cokeromyces recurvatus, 2138 nucleotides. RefSeq lists its product as uncharacterized. The coding region runs from base 60 to 2075 and encodes 671 amino acids. The record is from RefSeq and is a predicted model, not a curated record. The transcript has 3 exons. Gene Ontology annotation, molecular function: protein binding. NCBI's taxonomy places the organism in Eukaryota, Fungi, Mucoromycota, Mucoromycetes, Mucorales, Mucoraceae.
AAAAAAAAAAAAAAUAAAAAAAAGUGACAACUAAAAUAAAAUAAAAUAAAAAUAAAAAUAUGUCAUAUUCACCUGAACUUUCUCCUAAUAAUUAUUCUGAUGAAGAAAAGACAAGUCAUACAAACACUCAACCUACCAUCAAGUUGAAAUUGAAACUUAAUCCUUUCCCUUCCGCAACCACAGUAGAUGAUAAAAAGAAAAGGAAGCACAAGAAGAAACAUAAAAAGAAGCAUAAAAAAGCAAAAUAUACUGAAGAGGAGACUUAUUAUGAUGAAGAUCAUGAAGACAAUCAUUCAAUUGAAUCAACACCCCAUGUUUUUGUAGGUGGUAAAAGGCCAUUUGCUUUAUUACAACAACAACAACAACAACAUUAUCCACAAUCAGACGAUGAAAACAACGAUGACGAGAGUGAUCACUAUGAACCAAACGAAUCGGAUGCAGAAACUUAUCAUUCAACAGAUACAACACGUUCAAAGACUAGUAAAACCUAUCGGUAUGAAUCAACGAGUCCAACUUAUCCAUCAAAGCUUGCAACACCAGAGCCUAUGAUACCUGAAAAAUUAACAUCGAAUGAACCACAGCAAGCUAAAAAGCCAUCAAAGCUGGGUAGACGACCAUCUUCAGUAAAACCUAAUAAUGGUGAAAAACCUAAAAAACGAGGCCGACCCACGAAUAAAGCAAGGGCUGCUGCCUUAUUAGCUUCACUUCCACCUAAAGUGCCUGAAUCUCAGAAAAAGGAUCUAAAAACAGUCCUUUUGAAAUUAUUGGACAAUAUUGAAAAGAGAGAUGCUUAUGGAUUUUUCUUAGAACCUGUUGAUCCUAAAUUAGUCCCAGAUUAUUUGAAAAUUAUUAAAUCACCAAUGGACUUUUCUACGAUGCGCAAAAAGAUCAUGGCAGGCGAAUAUACAAAAGCAGAUGAUUUUAGACAUGAUUUCAAUUUGAUUGUAAAUAAUGCUAAAUUAUAUAAUGCGGUAGACACUAUUUAUUGGAAAAGUGCAGAUAAAGUGUAUGAAAUUGGUUCAAAAUUAAUAGAUCGAGCAGAAAAACAGAUUGAAGAGGAAAAACUGAACGAAGCAUCUCAAGAGGCAACCAAUAAUACAGAUGGUUAUUAUCAACACAAAAUACAGGAUAGCCUUUCUUCAAGAAAGGUAUCCAUCUCAUUUUCUAGUCGCAAAGAUUCAUUUACUAUUAAAGAAGAAGAUGUAGAUAUUAUGGGCAUUGAUACAAGUAUACCUACCUUACGUAAACAGAGUAGACAAGGCUCAGAGAUGAAUACAAGAGAAACAAGUGUAGACGUGGCCAGUUCACGUGGAAUAACUCCUAUUCGUUCUGUCAGUGCACCUUACAAAAAGAAAAAGAAGAAGGUUGCUGACACAGGCGUUAUUUAUGGUCCAGAUGGGUCACUUCAUACAGUAGGAGGAGUGUCUGAAUUAGAUACUUUAUUACCAAAGGAUCCUCCUUUUGCAGAUCCUCCUCAACUUAUCACAGCCAAUCCUGCUGCCCUUCCUUCCGCUUUCUUUUUAAAUCGACAUUCAGCAGAUGAGUUUUAUAAUAACAAGCAUUUAAUUCAUUCUGCUCGUUUUUGCGACUUUGGGCCUUUUACAACAUUAGGUGGACAACCACCUGGGGCAUUUUAUACGGCUUUAGAUGCCUCUUAUAUCUAUCCAUUAUAUGGUGAUGAUCGAGGAGAAGCCUAUAUGAAGAGUUUAUGGGAUUUUGUAGACGAAGAUGAUGAACCCAUGUUCAAAGAGAAAAUCGAAGCGACUGCCACUCAAUUAACGCGUGGUGCAUGGAAAGUAUUACAACAGGCAUUAGAAAGAAAGAAUGAGAACUUUGAAAAGAAAGGAAUAGAUGAGACAACAUUAAAUAGAUAUGAGACUAUUGAAACAGAAUUUGGGCCUGUAGAUGCAGCUACUAUAGUGGAUAAAAUAGAAACAAAAAUGAAUACAUGGACAGCCGUAAACCAAAAUCAACAACUUGAGCAACAGCAAGACAAUGUUAAAAUCGAAACUCGACCUUUAUCAGAAUCUCCUGCUAUCACAACUUUAACCCCUUCAGAACCUAUGCCUAUGUAAAUUGAUUCUUUUUUUUAACAUAUAAUAAAUAAAUAAAUCAUUGUGUGUGUGUGUGUGUGUUUU